UUGAUCCUUGAUCUUUCAAAACAAAAUCAUUAUUUUCAACGGCAUGUGCAAUAACAACGUAUAGAUCGUUAAGUUGUAAAGUAAUUAACUUUGACACUCGUUGUUGUUUUAAUUAAAGGCCAAUUAAAUAAAUGUUUGUUUGUUUUUAAAUCCAUUGCUUCGUUUUUUAUGCCCGGCAUUAGUUUAGAUUGCGUAGCCGGUGGUUUUGUUUCCUGUUUUCUCCAUCUGACAGUGUUUUUGCGUCUCGAGUCCUGUCAUGUGCUUUCUUUAGACUUUAAACUCACAUUUCUUGACAAGCCAUAGACGUUAGUUUGAGUCAUUCAUUGUUAGCUGCGGGACGCGAGCAGUUUCAGACUCCUCCUAUAUUUUGACAGUUGCAAUUCAGUACUGUUUUUUUCCUUUGUAUAAUGUGUUUUCAAAAUUAGUACAUUUUUGCUAACUGUGUUAAUUUGAAUUUUCUACCUCAAUGGCACAAAUUCAGAGUGAAAAACAAGAUCAGAAAAAAUGCAAAAGACCAAAGCUGGAUCUGCAGUUUGUGCGGAGGCUCUGCCGCAUUCAGAAAAUCCUCUUCCCUUCUUGUUCCUCCCAGAAUGUGUUGAUGUUUGGGACCCUGCUUUUUGUUACUCUUCUGGCCCAGUUGAUCAUUUACCAGGUGGGUGUCAUUCCCAGCAAGUUCUAUGAGGUCCUGUCUGACAAGGAUCUCGCUGGCUUCAAAAACCUCACAUUGGUGGCCGUUCUUUUAAUCACAAUCAACUCCACAUUGAAGAGUCUGGACCAGUACAUCUCGAGUCUCAUGUAUGUAAACUGGAGGAAGAGCCUGACAGAACAUCUACACCAGUGUUACUUCCAAGGGAGAGUCUAUUACACCCUCAACAUGCUCAGAGAAGACAUUGAUAACCCAGACCAGCGAAUCAGCCAGGAUGCAGAGAGAUUCUGUAAGCAGAUGAGCACCAUGGCCAGCAAACUCCUCAUCUCUCCCUUUACUCUGGUGUACUACACUUAUCAGUGCUUUCACAGCACUGGCUGGAAAGGGCCCGUCAGUAUCUUCAUCUACUUCAUAAUCGGGACCGUUGUGAAUAAAGUGUUUAUGGGACCCAUCGUGUCGACUCUGGUUGAACAGGAAAAACUGGAGGGGGAUUUCAGGUUCAAACACAUGCAGAUCCGGGUCAAUGCAGAGUCCGUAGCAUUCUACAGGGCAGGAAAAGUGGAACACAUGCGGACCAACCAAAGGCUUCACACCCUCCUGACGACCCAGAGGAGCCUCAUGAACAAGGAGCUGUGGCUGUACAUUGGGGUGAACACGUUUGAUUACCUGGGGAGCAUCCUCAGUUUCAUGGUGAUCGCCAUUCCCAUUUUCGCUGGGGUCUACGACAAACUCACUCCUGGAGAACUCAGCGCUCUCAUUAGCAAGAAUGCCUUUGUUUCCAUUUACUUGAUAAGUUGCUUCAGCCAGCUGAUGGAUCUGUCUACAACCGUGUCUGACGUGGCUGGCUACACUCACAGGAUCGGAGAGCUGAUGGAGGUUAUGCAGGAGAUUGCCCGAAAGCAGUGUGACUACGAUCCCGUUUCAGGGGAAUCGUAUGACUUCGACAGCGACCUGGAGAUGCAGACGUGCUCUGCCGACACAGCGUUCACUCUCAAGCGACUGUCCUACAAAUCACCCUUUUCUGAUGAGCUGCUAGUCAAAGAUCUCAACCUGAAAAUCUCCCAGGGAAACAACCUGCUGGUGGUGGGGAACACAGGCACUGGGAAGACAUCCCUGCUGCGGGUCCUUAAUAGGCUCUGGGAGAGCACCAGCGGUUCUGUUGAGAUGUGGGCCUGCUUCGGACCUCGUGGGAUUCUGUUUCUCCCACAGAAGCCGUACUUCACAGACGGGACGCUACGAGAACAGGUGAUUUAUCCAUUGAAGAAGAUUUAUCCUGUCGCAGGAUCUGUGGAUGAUGAAAGAAUAAUGACAUUCUUAGAACUUGCUGGAGUGGCCAGCCUUUUAAAAAGGACAGGAGGGUUAGAUAAGAAGGUUGACUGGAACUGGCAUGAUGUUUUGUCGCCCGGUGAAAUGCAGAGGCUUUGUUUCGCUAGACUGUUUUACCUGCAGCCCAAAUACGCAGUUCUGGAUGAAGCGACGAGUGCGCUGACUGAGGAGGUACAGGACCAGAUGUACCGAGCCUGCAAACAGCUGGGGAUGACCUUAAUCAGCUUGGGACAUCGCAGCAGCCUGGAGAAGUAUCAUGACCUGAUGCUGAAGCUGUGUGGCAAUGGCCGAUGGGAACUUAUUAAAAUGAAAAAAGAGUAACCAAAGCAGUCUUGCAGCGAAUCCAUCAUUGAGAAGAGCAGAGAAACAGCAGAGCACAACACAGGAGUAUCAGCAUGCAAUCACAGAUCUGCCGUGGAACAGCAUCAGGUGUGAACAUGGAGCUCAGGACUCUCAUGGAAGACCCACAAUAGAACAAGCGAACCCUGCUGGAUUUUGUUUUUAGAUGGGCAAGCCAUAAUAAUGAGCUUUUAAUAAACCCAAACACAUAUAUACAGUAAAAUGGGUCUAAUCCGGCAUUUCUUGGGACUGGAAAAUUGUGUCGGAUUGUACAGUGUGCUGGUUUACAGCUGUAUAAAUUCACAGUAUUCUGUUUUUUUGGAGCUGAAAAUCAUGUGCAAGUGUAAAAGAUGCUGGCUUGCUGGUUUAGCAAUCCAAUAUUCUUUAUUAAAAAGUUUUAAAAUCUU
Molecule: messenger RNA, 2718 nt
Organism: Acipenser ruthenus (sterlet)
Lineage: Eukaryota; Metazoa; Chordata; Actinopteri; Acipenseriformes; Acipenseridae
Product: lysosomal cobalamin transporter ABCD4-like
Exons: 19
Coding region: 467-2293 (608 amino acids)
Biological process (GO): very long-chain fatty acid catabolic process; peroxisome organization; long-chain fatty acid import into peroxisome
Cellular component (GO): peroxisomal membrane
Molecular function (GO): ABC-type transporter activity; long-chain fatty acid transmembrane transporter activity; ATP hydrolysis activity
Source: RefSeq, a predicted model, not a curated record